Marchantia polymorpha subsp. ruderalis is the source of this 750-nucleotide messenger RNA. The record is from the annotation of a GenBank genome assembly. Lineage: Eukaryota; Viridiplantae; Streptophyta; Marchantiopsida; Marchantiales; Marchantiaceae.
AUGGCUCUCAACAAGAUGGUUUUGGGCAGGAGCACGGAGGCCACAGCUCCCGAUGCCUUGAGGGCCGUUUUUGCAGAAUUCAGUGCAACGUUUCUCUUUGUGUUCAUCGGUGUCGGGUCAUGCAUCGCGCAUUCUGCUGGCUUGGUCUGUAUCGCUAUCGCCCACGGUUUAGCUAUUGCCGUCACGGUGGCUGCCACUGCCAACAUCUCAGGAGGACAUGUCAAUCCUGCUGUCACCUUCGGUCUUGCAGUCGGCGGUUACAUCACCGUCGUCCGUGCUGCUUUCUACUGGAUUGUUCAGCUUCUCGGCGCCACUCUCGCUGCUUACCUUCUCAAGGCCAUCGUUCUCACCACUGGACUGAGCAUGCCGAUUCACGGUUUGGGAGCCGGCGUCAGCAUCACAGGUGGACUUAUUCUUGAGACUGUGCUCACCUUCGCUUUGGCGUUCGUCGUCUACGCCACCGCUGUGGACGGUAAGAGGGGACAGAUCGGAAUUAUUGCACCGCUGGCCAUCGGAUUCACAGUGUUGGCCGACCACUUCAACGGUGUGCCUUUCACAGGAGCAUCCAUGAACCCAGCUCGCUCUUUUGGACCUGCAUUGGCGGCCAUGGACUUCCACAACCACUGGAUCUAUUGGGUCGGUCCUCUGCUCGGAGGAGGUAUCGCUGGUAUCAUCUACGAUGGAGUAUUCAUGACUGCCGAGUCUGAUAUCCGUACGGAUAACGAGGUUUAUGCGGCUGUGCCUCUGUAA